AUGCGUUUGCAAGUACAGCGGUAUGAGUUGGACGUCCAACACAUUCCGGGUAGGGAUAUGUUGCUGGCUGAUGCGCUAUCUCGAGCACACCUUGACGACACAGAUGCCAGCUUACAAGACGAUGUAGAAGUUAUAGUACACUCGUUUACAGAUGCUCUAUCGGUCAGCCCUAGCAAAAUACAACAAGUGGCUGAAGCCACCGCCGAGGAUCAAGACCUCCAGCAGCUCAGGAGUACUAUUAGCAGAGGGUGGCCCGACAGCAUUGCGGACGUUCCUCAAGUCGUUCAGCCAUAUUGGACAUUCAGGAAGGAGCUGCAUGAAGCAAAGGGAAUUCUCUUCAAAGGACACAGAAUUAUCAUUCCUCGGUCCAUGAGAAACGAGAUGCUAGCUAUUAUUCAUGAGACUCACAUGGGAACAGAGAAGAGCAAAGAGCGGGCUAGAGCAGUAAUGUAUUGGCUUCAAAUGACGUGGCAAAUGGAAGACAUAAGCAGCAAGUGCCCCAUAUGUGCGGGAUUUUGA
Corticium candelabrum is the source of this 519-nucleotide messenger RNA. RefSeq lists its product as uncharacterized. The record is from RefSeq and is a predicted model, not a curated record. Lineage: Eukaryota; Metazoa; Porifera; Homoscleromorpha; Homosclerophorida; Plakinidae. The transcript has a single exon. The coding region runs from base 1 to 519 and encodes 172 amino acids.